CCAAUUUUGGGAGAAAUGAGUGGAAAUUGUUUGAAUUUCGAAGAACCCAUUAAAGAUGCAAUCACUCGUGUACGAUUUGCCCCAGAAUCCAACAAUCUUCUCAUUUCUUCUUGGGAUUCUAGUAUUAGAUUGGUGGAUGUGGAAAGCAGUGAGCUUAGAUUAGAAGUUCAAACAGAAGCUGCAGUUCUUGAUUGCUGUUUUCAGAAUGAGUCUGUUGCUUUUUCUGCUGGUUCUGAUGGAUCCGUUUUCAGGUAUGACUUACACUCUGGAGCCUAUGACAUCGUUGGAAAACAUGAAGAUUCAGCAACUUGCAUCGAGUAUUCUCCUGAAACAGGGAAAGUGAUAACAGCUGGUUGGGAUGGAAAUGUAGUCGCAUGGGACUCACGCUCAGCAAAGGCUUCACAUGCUUUUGUUGGCUCCAAUUCACAUGUGGAGUCUAUAUCACUAUGCGGAUUUGAAUUGUUAGCAGCCAUUGGUUCUUCGGUGCGUAAAUAUGACUUGCGGAAACUGAAUGGAACAAUCCAAGCAGAGGAUUUAUCAAUGAAUAAAUGGAUAAGAUGUCUAAGCUCCAUGGCAUUCCAGAAAGGCUUUGCAGUUGGGUCGCUUGAUGGUCACGUUACACUACAAUCGCAUUCAGUAGAGAAGGGGUAUACGUUUCGGUGUGUUCCAAAAUCAACUAAAGGAAAGUAUCAUCUUGUAGCAGUGAAUGAUAUUGCCUUCAGUCCAUCUCUUCCAGGUGUUUUUGUCACUGGUGAUAAUGAGGGUCAUGUCAUUGCAUGGGAUGGUUCAAACAGGAAGAGAUUGUUAGAGCUUACAAGAUAUCCAAAUAGUGUGGCUUCGUUAUCAUAUAACCAUACAGGGGAGCUUUUGGCAGUUUCUUCAACUUAUACAUACCAAGAAGCUUAUGAAAUGGAAAACCAACCUCAAAUAUUCAUUCAAGAAUUGGGUGAAAGUAAUCUGAAAUCUGCAGCAGUUGGGGGCUCUGCUCGGAGAUAUGGCCAGCUAGGGUCAAUUGACUCAUCUUGGUUGCCAUCCUUUUGUCUUAUAACUGUUGACUGCAUCUUUUGUCUGAUGUUAAUGGUUAAAGAUUUUCAUCUUUUGAAGGGGUUUUGCUGUGAAGGUUGUGCCAGAUUAGGUUUUCUGAAAUUUUCUCUCUCUAACGCCAUAACCAUGUCUGACGAAGAGCACCAGUUCGAGUCCAAGGCCGAUGCCGGUGCCUCCAAGACUUUCCCUCAGCAAGCUGGUACCAUCCGUAAGAAUGGUUACAUCGUCAUCAAGAAUCGUCCUUGCAAGGUGGUUGAAGUAUCCACCUCUAAGACCGGCAAGCACGGCCAUGCCAAAUGUAACUUUGUUGGUAUUGAUAUUUUCAAUGGGAAGAAGCUUGAGGAUAUUGUUCCAUCUUCUCAUAAUUGUGAUGUUCCCCAUGUCACUCGUACUGAUUACCAGCUCCUUGAUAUAACCGAGGAUGGUUUUGUGAGCCUGCUGACUGAUAGUGGAGACACUAAGGAUGACUUGAAGCUGCCAACCGAUGAAGCUCUGCUGAAGCAGAUCAAGGAUGGAUUUGCUGAGGGGAAAGACCUGAUUGUGAGUGUGCAGUGUGCCAUGGGAGAAGAACAGAUCUGUGGUCUCAAGGAUAUUGGACCCAAGUAAAUUGACUUCAGAUUGGUUCAAGUUAUCUAAGGCAUUAGGGUGUGGAAUGAAAUAUAUUAAUAUUGAUAUUGUUAGCUUUACUCAGAUUUCAUGUGUUUGAGAAUAUGCUGGUAAAGACUUCUGUCAUGGAGCCUCAUGUUAGCUCUUCUUUUAACACUCUUUAUGUCGACUUUUUAUCAUCAUCAAAAUGUUUCUGUUUCCUAUUAGAUGUAUUAGUAAUGUGGUACUGGGUUAAUCUUAUAUGAAAGGUUAAUCUAUAUGAAAUCUUUUUUAGUUUGUGAAUCAAGCUUCCUAUGACAAAUGGGUGAGUGGAAAGACUAAGUACCUUUGUCACGAACAGGAUUGUUCUUGUUGGUUUGAAGUGAAUUGAAAUCGGAACGUCCCUUAUUCUUACUGU
This is a messenger RNA of Chenopodium quinoa (quinoa), 2047 nucleotides long. RefSeq names its product mitotic checkpoint protein BUB3.3-like. Bases 16 to 1650 code for a protein of 544 amino acids. Gene Ontology annotation, cellular component: phragmoplast; kinetochore; mitotic checkpoint complex. The record is from RefSeq and is a predicted model, not a curated record. Gene Ontology annotation, biological process: mitotic spindle assembly checkpoint signaling; positive regulation of translational termination; positive regulation of translational elongation. The transcript has 15 exons. NCBI's taxonomy places the organism in Eukaryota, Viridiplantae, Streptophyta, Magnoliopsida, Caryophyllales, Amaranthaceae. Gene Ontology annotation, molecular function: ribosome binding; translation elongation factor activity; ubiquitin binding.